Messenger RNA from Scomber japonicus (chub mackerel), 712 nucleotides. It is a transcript of the gene sh3bgrl2, whose product is annotated as SH3 domain binding glutamate-rich protein like 2. NCBI's taxonomy places the organism in Eukaryota, Metazoa, Chordata, Actinopteri, Scombriformes, Scombridae. The coding region runs from base 147 to 491 and encodes 114 amino acids. The transcript is spliced from 4 exons. Gene Ontology annotation, cellular component: cytoplasm. The record is from RefSeq and is a predicted model, not a curated record.
ACGGGAGAUGCGCGUCUUCCCUCCUAUCAAAACAGCAGCGUGUACUUUAAGAGAGUAGAGCUAGUCCUAUUUGUGGGCAAUAAACGGAGCUGAACACGAGCCAGCAGUUGAUUUUGACGACUGUCUGACGUUAAUUUGGGAUUAAAAUGGUCAUCAAGAUUUACAUCGCCUCCUCAACAGGCUCUAUCGCGAUAAAGAAGCAUCAGCAGGCAGUCGUGGGUUUCCUGGAGGCCAAUCGGAUUUGCUUCCAGGAAGUAGAUAUCACCAUGCUAGAGGAGCAGCGGCUCUGGAUGUACCGUAACAUCCCCCGGGACAGACAGCCGGAGAAAGGCAAUCCACUGCCACCACAGAUCUUCAAUGAGGAUCACUACUGUGGGGACUAUGAAGACUUUUUCCAGUCAAAGGAGAACAACACUGUGUUUGCAUUCCUCGGGCUCAGUUCCAAACCCUCAGUGAAAGAACAAGAUUUGCUGUCAGUCACGACUUCCUGAUCCCCAUGACUGGCUGCCCAAACACUGCAACAUCUUUCCACUUUGCUGGAUCAGCAUCUCUACUUUCUGCAAGCAGCCUCUAAAAUACUUAUACUCUAAUCACUUACUGUGACUUCAUGCACAUCCGCUUUUUUACAAACAUGAGUCCAACACCUCAAGAUCCAGUGACCUUGUCUCCUCCCAUCAAUCUGUAUCAUAGAUAUCAAAAUGUAUACUAGGUC